AAAACAAAAAGAAGAAGAAGCUCUGAACAUAAACCCCAAAUUCUGAAAAACCUCACACACAGGUUUAGCCGUCGUCGUCGUCGACGUGAGCUUCAUAAAAAUGCAUUCUUUAACUGCUGGCCUCCGAUUUCUCCAUAGGCAAACCUCAAAGAUCGCUCAUUUCAGUUCAACCGGAGCAAACCCAUUUCGCGGCGGUGCUGGGUUUAGCGGCUCCAUAGCUUCCGAUGGAGUUGGGUCUCUCUCCAAGUGUUCUUAUCAUUCAUUUGCCAAAACGGGCUCUCAAACUGAGACAUUGACGUGCUCGAGUACUGCCAUGUUACUGAAGAGUCCUCAACCAGGCUUGUUUCAAUGGACAGGAAUUUCACCACCUUUCCCCUGCAGGGGCAUGACAACAGUGGGUAAUACAAUUGAAUCAGCAACUCAAGAUUUGACGACUGAGCUUGAUGCACCUUCCCGCGUCAAAUUUAAGAGGCUUGAUAAAACUGCGAAGCACAUAAUGCAGAUCCUAGAUAAAGAAGCUGUGCAGGAAGUGAGGGAGCAGAGAGAAAUCCCUGACAUAAAGCCUGGUUAUAUCGUGCAACUCAGAGUGGAAGUACCCGACAACAAGCGGCGUGUUUCAGUCUUGAAAGGCAUUGUGAUAGCAAGACGUAAUGCUGGUCUAAACUCAACAUUCAGACUCAGGAGGCUAGUCGCUGGAGUCGGGGUUGAAUCUCUCUUUCCACUAUAUUCACCUAACAUAAAGGAGAUAAAGAUACUGGACAAGAAGAAAGUGCGAAGGGCCAAGCUUUACUAUCUCAGGGACAAAAUGAAUGCACUCAAGAAGCAUUAGUGAUCCAUUUGCGUAGUGGGAUAGAAAUGAUGUCCAUGUAUGAUUUGGGUAACCUAUUUUAUUUCUUGUCUUUGAGCAUGUUAGAUUUUUUGUAUCUUUUGCAAGUCUAUGAGAUUUCUGGAAGAUUGUUGAAACUGUGCACGAGCUUGAAGAAUAUUAUCAAAUUGGCAUAAAUGUGUUUCGGUUCA
Molecule: messenger RNA, 1017 nt
Organism: Fragaria vesca subsp. vesca
Lineage: Eukaryota; Viridiplantae; Streptophyta; Magnoliopsida; Rosales; Rosaceae
Product: 50S ribosomal protein L19, chloroplastic-like
Exons: 6
Coding region: 101-829 (242 amino acids)
Biological process (GO): translation
Cellular component (GO): ribosome
Molecular function (GO): structural constituent of ribosome
Source: RefSeq, a predicted model, not a curated record